Molecule: messenger RNA, 1425 nt
Organism: Enterobius vermicularis (human pinworm)
Lineage: Eukaryota; Metazoa; Nematoda; Chromadorea; Rhabditida; Oxyuridae
Source: the annotation of a GenBank genome assembly
AUGAGCGAAAAAUUACCUCCAGGUACGCUUUGUGUCGUCUGUCAAGAUUUAGCCACAGGAAACCACUACUCUAUCCCAUCAUGUAACGGUUGCAAAACAUUUUUUCGUCGGGCAGUUGUGAAAAACCGGACUUUCGCUUGUAUGGGCAAUGGAAAUUGUCCUAUUAGUAAAGGUGGAAGAUGUGCAUGUCGACACUGUAGGUUCAAGAAAUGCUUGGAAGUUGGAAUGGACCGGAACUCAAUACAAAAUGACAGAGAUAGAAUUGGUUAUACAAAACGUACACGGAAAAGGAAAGCUGAUAAGGUUUCUGUAUCCGAAAAAAAGCAGAAGACCUCUUCGUUAGCUCCAAACCUUACUGGUCAGCUCACUGGUUAUAUGCCUGUUAAUCAUAUUAAUUUGAAGUUUUUGGAAAACAAUUUUACUCUACUGUUAUCGCGGGGUCGAAUUGAACCUUACGGAUCGUUGGAUCAUGCACUCGCGUCUCCAAGUCUUUUCAACCAACCGAUUGAAGUGAAGGUACUUUUCAAAACUCCACACUUACCUUUCUGGCGUUCUCGUAUUAUUGCUUUAUACAUAGAUUGGGCCAAGACGUUCCCAGCUUUCAAAAACCUUCCAUAUUCUGACAAGGUGGCUUUGAUAACAAAUCACGCCAGUUCCUACAUGGUCAUGUGUGAAGCAUUUCGUACUCCAGAACAUAACGAAAAUAAAAUUUUGAAUACUGGUGGUUUUGCUGAGAAUCCGUAUGAAGGAACGAACAGUUUGUUGUACUGUGCUAAGAAUUCAUGCGCGGAUUUGGAUGCGUUUCAGAAUGGUGUAAUUGCUGACAGAAUGAAGACGGAAGCUACUGUUACUAAACCUAAGUUAAUGGGCACAAAAAGUGGUGAAGUUGAAGUCUUAAAAGACAGAUCUCAAGCUAAUACUAUAUGCGAUUAUUCUGGACCAUCUUUCUACGACGGAUGCGGUGGAAAUCCUUCAUCGACAAGUAGCCGUCCUUCCGCUGCUCACUGUGCUUCCUUGACUGGUCUGACCCCGGUGCUCACAGCAAUGAUCGAUUAUGUCAUGAAACCGUUCAGAAGAUUAAAUAUAUCGACUACUGAAUUUGCUGUGCUUCAGGCUAUUAUGUUUUUUGAUCCAGAUACUGACGGACUAGAUUCUGCCAGUCAGCGAAAUGUAACAGCAGAACAGAAGAAACUUCUGGCAGCUUUAUACCGUUAUAUAUGUGCGCAUUAUGAAGCAAGCGAAGCUGACGGUCGUUAUGCCGCUAUCUUAUUAUGCAUACCAACGAUAAGGAAGGUAGCUGCGAAAAAGAAUGAGUCGCUGCAAAUAAUUGAUAUGUUCAAAAUAUUUGAGCUCAAUUCGUUACUGAAGGAGACCGCAUUGGGUAUAAGGCUUCCUAAUGCUGCUUCUAGCUGUAUAACGUAUUAG